AUGGCCGAAAUAUUCUUCUCGUCAGACAUCGCAGAUAAUGUGAAGGGAAAGGUUGUUGUUAUGACAGGUGGUGCGCAAGGAAUUGGAGCAGCAACAAUUUCACUGUUGUACGAGAGAGGCGCCCAUGUUUAUUUCGGCGACGUGGAUGAUAUAAACGGUCAUCAAAUGGUUAGCCAUCUCCAGUCAAGCAUGCCUCACAGUGGUGGAUCGGUACAUUUCCAGAAGCUCGACGUCCGCAACUACAACGAACAGCUACAGCUCUUCAAGACGCCUUAUGAAGAAAGAGGUCGUGUCGAUAUGGCAAUCUCUUGCGCUGCUAUCAUAGAGCCUAAUGGUUGGUUUGGGCCGGACCAACUAAGCCUCGAGGCGGUUAUGACGGAACCUCAACCGCUUAAGAAUACUAUCGACAUCAACCUGACGAGCGUUGUUCUCUUUUGUCGAUUAGCUCUUGCUUUCAUGAAGGGAAAUGCAGAUAUGACCAAUUCAAGCGACUUCUCUAAGUCUAUUGUCUUGGUGUCGUCUAUCGCUGGAAUAACAGAGGCAGCUGGUCUCUUCGCCUACAGCGCUGCAAAGCAUGGCAUAAUAGGACUGAUGAGGUCAUUACGAGCAUUAGCUGCAGCCAAGCUCAACAUUCGUAUCAAUGUCGUAUGCCCCUGGGCGACGGACACACAGAUGAUCGACAAUGUGCGUUCCAUCUGGGACAAGCACCGUCUCCCGCUGAAUGCACCCAAUGAUGUUGCGCAGUUCAUCGUUCAGCUGGCGGCGGAUAAGAGUUUAAACGGGAAGUCCGUUCUAGUGGCUGGUGGCAAAGGGUAUGACACCGAGGAAGGCAUUGAUAGGACAAUGUCUGAGUGGUUUGGGCCUCUUACGGAAGACUUCUGGCGUGGUCAAAAGGCACUUGGGACGGGUGAUGAAUGGUCUGAUAUUUGA
Fusarium odoratissimum NRRL 54006 is the source of this 930-nucleotide messenger RNA. RefSeq lists its product as uncharacterized. Gene Ontology annotation, molecular function: oxidoreductase activity, acting on the CH-OH group of donors, NAD or NADP as acceptor. The record is from RefSeq and is a predicted model, not a curated record. NCBI's taxonomy places the organism in Eukaryota, Fungi, Ascomycota, Sordariomycetes, Hypocreales, Nectriaceae. Bases 1 to 930 code for a protein of 309 amino acids. The transcript has 3 exons. Gene Ontology annotation, cellular component: cytoplasm.